Messenger RNA from Bicyclus anynana (squinting bush brown), 2013 nucleotides. RefSeq names its product protein THEM6. The coding region runs from base 379 to 993 and encodes 204 amino acids. Lineage: Eukaryota; Metazoa; Arthropoda; Insecta; Lepidoptera; Nymphalidae. The transcript is spliced from 3 exons. The record is from RefSeq and is a predicted model, not a curated record.
CGUCCUUAGCCCUACACCCAUCACACAAGUUCAGGGAUCUGCUCGAGUUUUUCUCUCUGCCACACGGUGUGAUGCACCCGCACGGUGGAUCCAUGGAAUGCUAAGAUGUUUCGUAUCUAGCAUUUUCAUUCUAUAAAAUCCAAUGACAAAUUAGUUGGUACCAAGUUACCUAUUCGUAAGUGCAAGAAAUAAUUCUGGCAAACCUAGCUAAAGUCAACGAUUGAAUAGUUCAUUUAAAUUUCAUAUUAACUCGUAUAUAUUAAAAGUACCUACUGUACCUACACGUGACUUUGUUGCAUUAUUAAUGUUUGUUAUGUGAGUGAAUGUCGAUUAUUAGUACAGUAGAUUAUUUAAAAAUAAAAGGCCCAUCAUCAGAAAAUGGUUUAUUUGUGGUUUCCAGAACUAGUUAUAUUUUUAUGUAUUAUUCAUAUUAUCUGUGACGUGAAUUACUUACUUCGUACAUGUUUUACUGUGAUCAGUGGUCGUAUAUAUCAAGAAAGAUGUUCUUUGUGUGACAUUACUACUAUUUAUGGUGUAUGUACGUUUCAAGACUGCGACAUUGGUUUCAAAUGUAUUCGCAUGGCGAGGCUUCUCCGUGAAAUCGACUUUGCCAGAUAUCAUUUCUACGAUCGUACUGGAAUAUACCAUCGCAGCAAGCAGUUAGGAAUCAGGUCUUUGCAGGGCUCCACAUUGACAAUAUCAGCAGAACCUGUGUCUUUGUUUGUACCAUAUAAAAUAAAAACGAAGUUGGUGUACUGGGACGAGAGGAGUUUAUUCUUUGAGCAUGAAGUGGUGACAUUGCAUGAUAACAGAUUGCGAUGUUUGCUGGUAUCUCGACAAUACGGCAUUGGUACUUGCAAAAGUACCAUAUCUAACCUGCUAAAAGAUUUACCUGGAUCGGAAUCAAGUUUAACAUGUCCGGAUUAUAUUCAAAGUUGGUUGAACACUAUGCAAAUAUCGAGCUUAAAGUUGAGGAAUAAAACUGAAAAAUAAUGUUUUCUAACUAAUAACAGACUAAACUUAUUUAUACGGAAGUUACGCCCUAUAAUUAUCUAAAACUAAUUUGAUUAGUUUAAUGAAAACUAAAACACACAUUUAAAUGUGCAUAUUAUUGGGUUUUGAUAUAUACGAGUAUACGUACCUAACUAUUAAAUCCUAAAUAAUUAUAUUUUAUACUAGCGGACGCCCGUGACUUCGUUCGCCCUCAGACCUCCUCAAUCCGACCCUAUCGCAAAAUCCGUUCUUAGUGGACGUCUACUAUCUAUAAACUUCCUCCCUGCCGAAUUUCAACUUUGUACGUCAUGUGGUUAUCGAGAUUUCGCGAUAAAUGACCUUUCACAUUUAUAUAAUAAGAUUUAUGUUUGUAGUCCGUAAAUUUUAGCACGUUUUACCUUUUAUGUAAAACAAUUAUAUCAAUCAAUGUUCUGUCUGAUAUUAUUACCUAAUACCUAUCUUUCCUAACGAUUAAUUAUUAUCUUUAUAAUUUUUGUCAUAAUAGAUAAGUACGUCUAUAACAAUUUUGUUCCUUUUUUUUGAAUGUUUAAAAAUAGUAGAUAUAAUAUGAGCGAUCGUCGCGACAUCAUUAGCUUUACCUCCUGCAUUAGGCAACGAAAAUGUGGCAAAAACGAUGAAAAUAUUCCUUUGAAAGCUUUCAGCUUUCGUUGCGUGCGCCGAGUCUUUACAAGUUAAAAAAACGAUAGCACAGAACUUAUAGAUGAGAUUAACGACAUUGAUGAGUUUCUUAAUGAUAAAGAUGCUUGGAGCCCGUUGGAUCAGCUUCCACCUUCACACAGGAAGUAAAAUUAUAAGAAAUAUAAACAGUAAUUGUUAUCAAUUGUAAAUUAUAAUACUGUAUGACUUUUUCAAAAGAGCAACUGUUGAGUUUCUUGCCGGUAUCUUCUCAGCAGAACCUGCCUUCCGAACCGGUGGUAGAAUCUUUACAAAUAGUCAACUGACGUGUCAAAAGUGCUUGUAAACUGAGCCUACUUGAAAUAAAUGAUUUUUGAUUUUUUU